This is a messenger RNA of Drosophila persimilis, 2644 nucleotides long. RefSeq lists its product as uncharacterized. The transcript is spliced from 5 exons. The coding region runs from base 13 to 2334 and encodes 773 amino acids. The record is from RefSeq and is a predicted model, not a curated record. Gene Ontology annotation, biological process: mitochondrial L-ornithine transmembrane transport. Lineage: Eukaryota; Metazoa; Arthropoda; Insecta; Diptera; Drosophilidae. Gene Ontology annotation, molecular function: L-ornithine transmembrane transporter activity.
AAGAGCACUGUCAUGUCAGACAAGAAGAGCACAAGACCCGAAGAGAAACCACAGCCCGAAACAUUUUACGCGGGCAGGGGGUCAAGGCAAAUCGGUAAGAGAGAAGAUCCAACGGAGCCACCAACACCGCUCCUACCCCCGACACCCGAAGAGAAAUUCCUGAAGAGACAAGCACCGCGAGAGCCAAAGCCUGCCCCCAAGAACGAUGAUGAGCAACCAGCGUCAACGCUGACACGGCCGCGAGUCGGCUCCAGCCGAGUGGGCAGCUCCGUGCUGAUAGGGGCCCCCGAUGAACUGCUCGAGGCAUACGAGCAGGCGGUGCUGGAGGCCGAGGCCGAGGAGGAGAGCCAGCAGAGCGAGAACGAGCGUCGGAAGCUCAGUCCACUCUCGACGCUCGAAGCCGUGCGUGACGGCCUCCUAUUCAUAUUCGGCAAAUUCCUAAGACUCGUACGGCGCCUCGACAUGCAUGGAGGCGGAACCGGGAACAACAUCAACUUUGUGGAGGGGCUCAUCGACUUCCUGGCGGGCUCUUUGGGCGGGGCCGCACAGGUGUACGUCUCGCAGCCGCUGGACACUGUCAAGGUGAAGCUGCAGACCUUCCCGGAGGCCUACAAAGGAUUGUUCGACUGUUUCGUGAGCACGUAUCGAACGGAUGGUAUAUUCCGGGGCCUCUAUGCGGGCUCCCUGCCCGCCGUGGUGGCCAAUGUGGCCGAGAAUUCGGUUCUCUUUGCCGCCUACGGAGGAUGCCAGAAGUUUGUCGCUUUCAUGGUCAAUAAGGAGACAACCAGCCAGCUGACGACCACCCAAAAUGCCUGUGCCGGCUCCCUGGCCGCCUGCUUCUCCACCCUCACCCUCUGCCCCACGGAGCUGAUCAAAUGCAAGCUCCAGGCCCUGCGCGAAAUGAAGCACUAUAUUGAGCCCAGUCAUCCGCAGGAUAUGCGUACGCCCUGGUCCCUCACGCGGUACAUCUGGCGCACGGAAGCAAUCAAGCAAUUCCUCUCCAUAAUUCAGAAUUCACUUCCGAUGUUCCUGGGAGCCUGCAACAUCUCGCCCAGCGCCUCGACGCCAACCAAUCCGCAGAGCAACCAGAACCAGAACGAUGUGGACGUGGAUGCGGGCAGCACACCCCAACCGCAGCAUCCCGACUCCGAUGGCUUCUCUUCGUCGCACCAUCGCACGCCGCCCUCGCCGCCGCCCAUCUCUCCGGGCGGUGCAGGAGCAGGACCAGCACGAGCAACGCCAGCGGCACAACCUCUCGCGUCACAAUCAAAUGUCCAGCGACGAGGAGAACAGCAUCAUGCCGCAGAACAGCAGCGCGGGCCAGGAUAUGCGCAUGAAGUUCCCCCAGUCGUAGAUCGAUCUCAUGUACUCCAAGUACGAGAGUAUGGCGAGCAACCUGAAGUACAACAGCCAGGAGCUCGACUCGCCGGCGGAGUAUCGCCAGAGCAGCAACAGCAAUGCGGCGAGUGCGGCGGCGGCUGCUGCCGUGGCGGCGAGUGCGGCCAACGAUCUGUCCGAUCUGCAGGGCCUGGACAUGAGCUCGAGAUCGAAUGCGUCGAGCAACUAUCACCACAACAUCCAGCUGCCAAGCAGUCGCUACCAUCACAUCUACGACAUUCUGUCGGACAGGGAGCAGAGCCAGCAGGCGCAGGCCCAGGCCCAGGCGCAGGCACAGCAGGCAAAGGGUGCAUCGGUGGUGCACCAGCAGGAGCACGGACACGGCAGCCAGCUGGCCAUGCAGCAACACCAGUCGGCGGCGGCCAUGCACAACAUGCUGAGCGAGCAGCUGGGCGAGCAGGAGCACGACCAGACCACCUCCGUGGACCUGAGCCGCACGGCCAACUAUGUGGUGUCGUCGCCGCCACAGCUGCCCUACAACCAUCCGCAUCACGACAUGCUGCGAAUGGCCUCGCUGGACCUCACACCGAACACGGCCAACAUGGCCGUGGGCAACAAUCGGUCGUUCCUCUCCUCGCAGAUGCAGCACCAGAGCCGCGACAGUCUCGAGCAUCACCGCCUGCUCUCUACGGUGGAGCAGCACCGAAUUCUGGCCGCCUCAAAUGCCGCCGACCAGCACCGCCUGCUGGUCGACCCCACCGCCCAUCUGCUGAUGGAACAGAACAAUCGCCUGCUGGGCACAGCAGACCAGUCCCGCCUCCUGGGCGAGUCGGCGGCGGCAGUGGCCCAGAAUCGGCACAUGGCCCGCAGCUUUGGGGCCUACCACCAGGUGGCAUCGAGCAACUACCAUCCGGGCGUACGACCGCCGCCUGUGCUGCCGUCGGCCAAUCAUCAUGCCUCGAAUCCGUCUAUCACCCGUUCCCCGCCUACUACUAGAGGCGUGAGGGAGGGGACGGGUAGACUAUGACUAUAUCCUGGGGCCGUGACAAGAGUGCAAUACCUAGAAGGGAUCUGAAGGAGCGGAAGCGGGAGUGGGAGUGGGAGCUCCAUUUCACGUAGUUCAAUUUGAAGCGCAACAAUAACUUUAGUUCCUCCAUAUAUUCCAUAUUCUCCUCCGAAGAUCUCCAUGCCCAUCAUCCGUUCGAGCUCCGAUUUCAAAGCGUGCCAAUCUUUUUAAGUGUUUAGAUCUGUUUAGAAUUGUGUGUGUUUCCCAAAUCUGAUUUUAACACACACACAAAACACACAC